GCUCUUCAGUAGCUCAGCUGGACUCUGAUCUCACCAUGUUCAUCAACUGCAAGCUGGUCAUGCUGAUACUUGUGCUGACUCUCAGCAGUCAAGCAUAUGCAGGAAAAAUCUUUGGAGGCCACGUGGUUGUGCCACACAGCCGUCCAUACAUGGCGCUGUUGGAGAGGACCAUGUCAGACGGUAAAACAAAAUACUGUGGAGGAUUUCUUCUGAGCGAGGAUUUUGUGAUGACUGCAGCCCAUUGCCAAGCCAAGUCUUACACAGUCAUAUUAGGAGCUCACAAUAUGAAAAAGAAUGAAAAAAGACAGAAAAUAACUGUGGAACAAACAUUUCCACAUAAAGAUUACGAUGAAAAGAGAUACAUCAAUGACAUCAUGCUUCUUAAGCUGAGCUCCAAAGCAAAUUUCAGUGAGACUGUGAAACCCAUCGCUCUCCCACCCAGCAAUUAUGGCUCCCUUCCAAAAUCAUGUAGCAUCUCAGGCUGGGGAAGAACAAACAGGAGCAAUCAAUAUUUGUCAUCCAUACUCAUGGAAGUCAGUGUGGAACUGAUUAACGAUGAUAAAUGCACUGAAGGAAACAUGUACUGCUCUAAAGGAGAAAAAGGACCGGGGGAGGGAGACUCUGGUGGUCCACUGGUCUGUGAAGACAAUAAGGCCUAUGGGGUUGUGUCCUCCACCUUCAGGCCACAUUCUGGUGGCGUUGAAGUGCAUAGGUACGCUAAGAUUCCUGAUUACAGAGCCUGGAUCGUAUCAACAGUUAAAAAUGCUCUGAUGAAGGACUGAUGCAUGUGACACUUGGAUUUUACUGUUUGCAUUACAGAAAUAAUAAUAAUUUGCUAAUAUCCAGUUCUUCCAUAUUAAUAACGUGGCAGAUCAGAAGUUUUGGCUUGCUUGCUUUAGACAGAAAUGAUCAAAUGACAUUUAACUUUGACGCUUAUAAAUCACACAAACACAAUUUUUUUUUCUAAAUAUGUGAAUUUAAUUUAGCUACUGCAUGAUGUUUCUUUCUUGUACAAAUCCUUUCGUUGCAACUGCAGGGGUUACAAUUCGGCAACUAUUUUUUUAACAAUAAAUUUCAAAUUACUGAAAAUUUUUUAGAAUAAAUCCACAAACAUUUUCUUUGAGGCUGUACUUUCACAUGUGAUGCACAAGUUACAUGUGCUUUAGAAAGUAAGAAGUUGUAAUACCCGCUUACAUUAGACACUGCAUGCAUUUAUGCUUUAAAAUGAAAUGCAUUCAAUAUAUUAUUGCUUUGUGCAUUAUUUUUUGAUUGAAUCUGAUCUGUAUUGUACCUUACUUUUUAAAGAAUAAACUUUGUAUUCUCU
Acanthochromis polyacanthus (spiny chromis) is the source of this 1324-nucleotide messenger RNA. RefSeq names its product granzyme E-like. Bases 36 to 782 code for a protein of 248 amino acids. The transcript has 5 exons. Lineage: Eukaryota; Metazoa; Chordata; Actinopteri; Pomacentridae. Gene Ontology annotation, molecular function: serine-type endopeptidase activity. Gene Ontology annotation, biological process: proteolysis. The record is from RefSeq and is a predicted model, not a curated record.